This is a messenger RNA of Dioscorea cayenensis subsp. rotundata (Guinea yam), 1180 nucleotides long. Its product is annotated as ubiquinol oxidase 2, mitochondrial-like. Gene Ontology annotation, cellular component: mitochondrion. Bases 136 to 1158 code for a protein of 340 amino acids. Lineage: Eukaryota; Viridiplantae; Streptophyta; Magnoliopsida; Dioscoreales; Dioscoreaceae. Gene Ontology annotation, molecular function: alternative oxidase activity. The record is from RefSeq and is a predicted model, not a curated record. The transcript is spliced from 4 exons. Gene Ontology annotation, biological process: alternative respiration.
UUAGGAAUAUCUAAUUGGACCUAUAAAACCCCUUCUUCGCCGCAGGGCACGAAAGCAAAGGAUCUCUUUUAAAACAAGUCUCCCAAUUUCUUGCUUUCCUUUUGGUCUUCGUUUCCAUUCUCGAUCUCGAUUUUGAUGGCGAUGAUGGGUUCUAGAUCUGCUGGAUCUCUUCUGAGGCAGCUUGGGCCCCGCCUUUUCUCCACGGCGGUGAUCUCGCGUGCGGCGGCGGAGCCGUCACAAGCGCUGCUUUAUGGAUCAUCGAUAUUUGCCACGCCAGCGCGCGCACCAACUACUUGGGUGAAGCUGCUCUCGGUGCGGAUGGCGAGCUCGUCGACUCCGGCCCAGGAGGAGGUCGGCCAGCAGGAGGAGCCGGCGACGACCCCCGGCGAUGAGCGGAAAGAGGUGGUGAGUUACUGGGGCAUGGCUCCACUGAAGUUGAUGAAAGAGGACGGCACCGAGUGGAAGUGGAAUUGCUUCAGGCCUUGGGAUACGUACUCAUCGGAUCAAACGAUCGAUCUGAAGAAGCAUCACAAGCCCACCACAUUGUUGGAUAAAAUCGCGUACUGGACUGUGAAAACUCUUCGAGUCCCCACCGACAUCUUCUUCCAGAGAAGGUAUGGAUGCCGCGCGAUGAUGCUGGAGACGGUGGCGGCAGUGCCGGGGAUGGUGGGCGGGAUGCUACUGCACCUGCGAUCACUGCGGCGAUUCGAGCAUAGUGGAGGUUGGAUCCGCGCGCUGCUAGAAGAGGCAGAGAACGAGCGCAUGCACCUGAUGACGUUCAUGGAGGUAUCCAAUCCGCGGUGGUACGAGAGAGCCCUCGUUCUCGCCGUCCAGGGCGUCUUCUUCAACGCUUACUUCAUCGGCUAUCUAAUCUCUCCCAAAUUCGCUCACCGUGUCGUUGGGUACCUAGAGGAGGAGGCUAUUCACUCCUACACUGAGUUUCUCAAGGAGAUCGACGCCGGCAGGAUAGACAAUGUUCCGGCGCCGGCCAUCGCCAUUGACUACUGGCGCUUACCGGCUAAUUCGAAGCUUCGAGAUGUGGUGAUGGUUGUCCGGGCUGAUGAGGCCCAUCACCGCGAUGUGAACCAUUAUGCUUCGGACAUUCAUUACCAGGGGUUGGAACUGCAGAAGACGCCAGCGCCACUUGGGUAUCACUGAAUGGCUCUCUCUUUAACUUGAA